CGAAACUAUCAACGGAUAGUUGGGCUGGACAAGGCUUUAUAUAAAGGCUGCUGUCAGAUCAGUUUGGAUUUGGCAGCUCCUUUAUCGAAACGACCACUCGACGCUCGUUCUGACAUUAUCAUCUUCAUCAUCAUCAUCAUGACGGAGGAUCCAAAGAAAGAAUAAUGAGUUUGACGGCACAGAGAAAAGUUCGAACCUCAUUUGGGGCAACAGCGCCACCCUUCAUUGACUACCUGAAAGAUAUCCUACGUAGAUAUCCAGAUGGAGGACAGAUUUUGAAGGAGCUGAUCCAGAAUGCAGAUGAUGCUGGAGCCACAAAAGUUAUUUUCAUCCACGAUGAGAGGAGUUAUGGAAAGGAGAGCCUCUGGAGUGCUGAACUGGGAAAGUACCAAGGUCCUGCUCUCUAUGCCUACAACAAUGCUGCAUUCACAGUUGAUGACUGGAAAGGCAUCCAGGCAGCAGGGAGGAGUGUCAAGCGCAAUGACCCAAACAAAGUUGGGAGGUUUGGGAUUGGCUUCAACUCUGUUUACCACAUAACAGAUGUACCAUGCAUAUUCAGUGCAGGGCACAUUGGCCUGCUAGACCCCCAAGAGAAGCUAUUUGGAAAAGGAAAUGGAGGAUUUCAAUGGUGUCUUGAGGAUUCAGAAGACCAGGAAUGUUUAAUGACCUUGCAUGAUCAAUUCCAACCCCUUCAAGAUAUUGUUUCACUUGUAUGCAAACAGAAAUGGGUGAAUGUUGUCAAUGAGGACCAGCAUUUUGAUGGAACACUUUUCAGAUUUCCCUUGCGCAAUGAGUUAUCCGAGAUCUCAGAUAACUUGUAUGACUCAACUAGAGUUCUUCAGCUUUUUGACAGCUUCAUUGCAGAUGCCGAAUUAACCCCACUGUUCCUGAAGAGUGUGACCUCGGUGUCCCUGAUGCAUAUCAAGGCAGAUGACUCUGUCAAAGUCAUGCUUCAAGUGAAAUGCUUAUGCUCCACAGAUAUUCUGGAGACUAGAGAUGGUUCAGUUGUCACGGGAUCCACACACUUCAAAUACGUAACUGUCUCCUCACAAAAUCACGAAGAGACAAAAAAGUGGCUCAUGACAACAUGCUGCAUGGAAGAGGGCAACAUAGCAAAACUAGAUUCACUAGCAGAGAAGUUAUGUUUUCUCCCUCAAGUUGACUUGGCCUUCCCAUGUGAAGGGAAGACAGAAUGUACAGAUGGCAGAUUGAGUUGCUUUCUCCCCCUCCCAAACAAUGAAUCCAACAAAACUGGAUUACCAGUGUAUGUUAAUGCAUGUUUUGGACUCACAGACAACCGAAGACACAUCAAAUGGCAGGAGGAAGACCAGAAAUUCGAUGACGCUGCUGUGUGGAACGAACUGCUGAUGAAAGAGGUGCUCCCAUAUGCAUACCUAAGGAUCAUUCGAGAUGCUAUCAAACUAGCCAAAGACUCUGAGCUCUCUGUCUCCUCUGUUUAUGGUCUUUGGCCAGACCUCACCAAGACACAACACAGAGACAGAUGGCAUGCUGUUGCUCAAAAUGUCCUUCAACAUAUGUUUGGAGAGGACAUUGCUGUCCUCUCUCUGGCUUCAAAUGAGAGAAACUUUGUCACUCCUUCAGAGGCUGUACUCCCAUGCAAUGGUCCGACAACUCCUGAAAUAGUGGCCACCAUUCAAAGGGUCUUGGUGUCCUGUGGAGAAAACCUUGUCACUUGUCCAGAUUGGAUUGCAAGAGCUAUCAAGGAUGCGUAUCCACACUUCAGCUCCCUAAUCUAUGUGACUCCUUCUUAUUUAAGGGCAGUUUUUCACAAAGUUGGUUUGCCUAACAUGUCAGAAGAGGACAAACUUUCUGUUUUGGAGUAUGUCUUAAGUGAUGGAAAAUACAAAGAACUCCAGGGUCUUCAGCUGCUUCCACUCAGUGAUGGCACCUUCCGAUCUUUCACAAAGCAAGAGCAGGACAUUGCUUUCAUUGAGAGCAAUGAAUUUCCAAGAAUCCUGCUCCCAGGUUGCAAGAAUCUCUUCAUCCCGGAAAAUUUGAAUACAACCUGCUAUACUCAUCUGAGGGAACUAGCCUCAACAAAUUUGUUCAAUGUAGUCAACAUUGAUGCAAACCAGGUUACUCAAUAUGCUAAGAGAUGUUUACCAAUGGAUUGGGAAGAAAUGAAAAUCGGGCAUGUUACUUGGAAUAUUGACAACAGCCUGCACCCUCCCUAUGAGUGGCUUCAAGAAUUCUGGAAAUUUCUCAACUCUCACUUCGGAAAGCUGAGUCAGUUUAUUGGCAUGCCAUUAAUACCCACCAGCCCUCUUGAGGAUCAUCCCAUAUUACUAGCAAGACUACAAAAUAUUUCAACACUCAUUUCUCAGAAAAGCAAACAGACUUUUUUGCCAGACCACAUUGCUCAGCUGGUAGAAAAAGUUGGUGGCACAGUUGUGAGAGGAAAUGAGUGGCUUAAGCAUGAAGACCUUGACUCUUAUGUUCUUCAUCCUUCUUCAAAGAGUGUCAUGCAAGUGUUUGCGAACUUGAAUUUUCAGCAUGUCUUGUCAGCAGUCAAGACUUUUUCUUACGAAGAAAGGCAAAAUCUUAAAGUUUAUCUCUCUGGUCUGGAUUAUCUUGAAGUCGAUGAAAAAGAUGUCCUCUCAAGAUUGCCUCUCUUCCAAACCAUGAAUGGCUCUUAUGUUGCUGCUCACUCUAAGCAGGCUGUAUUAUUAAAUUCUGGUCUGAGAGUGCCCAGAGAACUCCCCAUGCCUGAUUCAGUUGUACAGUGCUCUACUGAAGUUGAUUGCAGACUUCUGAAACUGCUCAACAUUGUUAUCUUGAAUACAGCUCAAGCAGCCAAUCUCUUAAUUGACCAUGUAGAGAGGAAGAACUUUGAACAAAAUGACAUAGAGAGAAUCAUGAACUGGGUUUUGGAACAUGGCGAUAUCCUUUUCUCUCAAAGUGUAACUUUGAAAAAAAGAUGCAAGGAAAUGAAUUUCAUUGAUGUGAAUGGAGAGUUGAAAAGAGCCUCAAGCUUUUUAGAUCCAAGAAUUGAAAACUUCAAAGUCCUUUUUGAAUCAGAUCUAUUCCCCCCAUGUGUGUACACACAGACACCACAGAUGAUUGACAGUCUAAUAGAUCUUGGGUUGCUACAUAAAGAAAUGGAUAUAACUUCAAGCCAUAUGCUUCAUGCUGCCACAAAGAUUGAGGAAUUGCAUCCUCACUCUCACCAGGAGGCUCACAGACGAUUUAGGGUUCUUUUGAAACUUAUGGAUGCCAAUGAUUCUCUGGCCAAAUGUUCUCCGCAGCAGCUUCAAAGCCUCUCAGCUCUAAAAUGGGUGCCAUGUGUCAAACCUGGUUAUAAGAAUGUGCAAAAAAAGAAGAAAUCUCAACAACAGUUCUUCUGCCCCAAUGAAAUGAGCCAUCCAAUGUAUAUGGACAUUGUUGGUCAUGUAAUGCCUAUGAAUGAGGAACUCGGUCAGAGAGUUGGCAGUGCCCUUGGUCUCAGACGCUUGCCUCCACCUGAAAAGGUUUUGGAGAAUUUGUCAGUGUUGAAAUCACUGGCACUGACAAUGGAAGACCCAGAUACAGAUGUGAAUUUUAAGAGGGAGUUGCAUAGCAUGUACCAAUACAUGCAAGAUCACAUUUCCAGUUUCAAAAAGGUGAUAAGCAAGAGCAUACCCUGGAUUUGGACAAACAACCGAUUUGCUUUACCUAAGGAUGUUGUCAUAAACUACCCACCUAAUCUGGAUUUGAGCGCACACAUUGGAAAGGUGCCACAAGAAUUCCUGCCUUAUAAGAAAUUGCUUAGGGAGUUCGGACUCAGACUAUCACUCACAGAUGAAGAGAUCAUAAAGAUCCUGUAUGAUAUGAAAGAAAACAUCGAAGGAAGACAACAGCCAUUUGCAACUUCUUCUGAGCUCGAAGUGUCAAUAGCCAUUCUUAACUGGAUGUGGAAAGAGAAAAAGACUAUCAAAGACAAUAUCCCUGUGCCGAUCAUCACAGAGAGUAAACAAUCUACCCUUAAACCACUGCUGACAACUGUCUUCUGUGAUAUAAGCAAAGAGGGUUUGAAGGACCUGAGAAAAAAUAAGGAAGAGUUUCAUGUCAUUCACGAGGAGAUACCAAAAGCAACAGCAGAAUGGCUGAACAUACCACUUCUCAGCACCCGCAUCCUAAGGCCAGAGUUAGUGGGAAUAGAACAGUGUGGGCAGUUUGAGCCAAUAACAACAAGGAUUAAGAAUAUUCUCAAAGAGUAUGAUGAACAAAAAGACAUCUUCAAAGAGCUUAUUCAAAAUGCUGAGGAUGCUGGGGCAAAAACGUGUAAAUUCAUGGUAGAUUACAGAAUCCAUCGAGAUCUUCCUGAAAGUCUAUUUGACCCUGGCAUGGCCCUUUGUCAAGGACCUUGUCUUUGGGCAUUCAACGACGAGUUAUUCACAAAGGAUGAUUGGGAAAAUAUUACCAGAAUAGGAGCUGCCUCAAAGGAAAACAUGGUGGAGAAAAUUGGAAAGUUUGGACUUGGAUUCAACACAGUGUACCAUUUGACAGAUGUUCCUUCUAUCCUUAGUGGCAGUACUCUUCUCAUUCUAGAUCCAAAUGUGACCCACCUGAAGAAGCACAUCAAGGGCAAAACAAACCCUGGAAUAAAGCUGGACCUGUCUAAAGAACAACUUCUGAAUUGGUUUCCUGGUCAAUUCAGACCAUACCAACACAUUUUCAACUGUAAUUUCACUGGAGAAAGAACUUCUAAACCCUACCCAGGCACUCUCAUCAAGCUACCUUUCCGGACCAAAGAGGAGGCUUUCAUGUCAGAAAUCAGCAAAAAGGUGUAUGAAAGAGACAAUAUCAUCACUUUCCAACAGCACUUAACCAACAAUUCACAAACUCACCUGCUCUUUCUGAAAAACAUCAACACAGUAUCUUUACAAAAUAUUCACAACAAUGCUUCAACUCCUCCAAGUAAUGACCAAAUAAAAACAGUCCUCACAGUCUCAAAAACGACAGUCAGUAUGACCAAAAUUCCACACAUGAAUGAGGAAAAGCAGAGUCAAGCUAUGAAAAAACUAAUGAAUUUGAAUGAAAAAUGCAAGGACAUUAUCGACUGUACUAGAGUCAGCAUCAUCAAAAUAACUCAGCAACAUCCCAGUGAAUCCAAUUCCCAGUUCUGGCUUCUCUACAACUGUUUUGGAACACAGCAGGCCUUACAGAUAGCACUGGAAGAAAACAAGCAGGCUAAAUUUUGUUUGCCAGUUGGGGGUAUUGCUGUGCCAUUGCACAUCAAACCAGAAACCAGUAAAUGGGUCAUAUCACAAAAAGACUUUGUUGGGCAGGCGUUUUGCUUCCUUCCUCUUUCCAUUCACACAGGUCUCCCAGUGAAUGUAAAUGGAGCAUUUGCUGUGACUUCAAAUAGAAAAGGUCUAUGGGAUAGCGGAGUGAAAUCGGACUGGAACAAAGCUUUACUUCAAGAUCCGGCAAAGGUGGCAUACAUCACUGUGCUCUUGGCACUAAAGAACAUGUCUAAAAACAAUGAAUUGGAAUGUUACUCUUACCACACCUUUUGGCCCACCACGGAGAACGUGAGUGAAAAAUUCAGACCUUUGGUGGAUGCCUUUUACGCUGCUAUUGCCAACCACAUUGAUGCGUUGGAGCUUUUCAGUGAUGGCAAACACUGGUGCUCAAUGAACAAUGCAAUAUUUUUACAGCAAAGCAUUGAAGAGGACAGAAAAAUUGGUAUGCUUGCAAUGCAGGUGUGCCAACAUCAUGUAAAAGCUCCCAACUAUGUCAUUCCUCUCCCAUUGUGGUUGAGAAAUGGCUUCAAACAGGCAGGCUUGGAGAAAAUUUUACAAAGCAGAAUAUGGAAUUGGGAGACGUUUUACAAAGAAGCAGUAUUCUGCAACCUGAGCACUCUAGACCCUAACAGUAGAGACACUUUGGUACUGCAUGCUAUUGACCUUAAUAUCUCUGCAGUUGACAAACUAUUGAUGUCCUACCCAUGCAUCCCCACAAAGGGAGGAGAACUACAGUAUAUAAAGAAACUUGUGAAUCCGUCAGGAAAAGUAGCCUGUCUGUUUGAACAAGAGGAGGUACGCUUGCUUGGGGGAACUAAAAAUGACUUUCUUUCCCCCAAAAGGAUUCAACGUUUGUUGGGGCUUGGAAUGCUUAAUGACUAUCUCCCAUUGGAAGACAUCCCAGAAAGAACUAAAAGAAUCACCAGCAUUUGGUGCAAAGACAAAAUGACAGCAUAUAGACUGUUGAAAUGCAUCCUUGAUCUAAUGAGGAAUCCCAAAGUACAUGAUAAAAGCUCACAUGUUUGGGAGUCACUGAGGAUGACUGCCUUCAUUCCAGCAAUUCCACCACUCAAAAAGAGGAAUGAGAUGGUGACACUUUGCCGACCUACUGAUGUUUUUAGUGACAAGCAUAGUCUACUUGUCAACAUGACAUACCAUGUGGUUGAUCAUUCCAAUCUGAAAAUACACAGUGAUGAUCCAGUCCUCCAAAUUUUGGGAGCACGAGAAAUUCCAGAUCCUGACACAGUGCUUAAUCAACUGCAAGAAGCUUGUAGCCAGUCCCAGUUCUGCAACAAAACAAUGCUUCACAGAAUAGCCGAUGAAUGCUAUAGGUUUCUGAACCAAUGGCUUAACAAUGGGGGGGAUGCUAGACUUAUUUCAAUGAGAGCACAUUCUUUCCCAUUCAUCCUUAUUAAUGGAAAGUUUGUACAUGUGGAUUCUGUGGCAGAAAAUGAAGAAUUUGAAGCUAAGCCAUAUCUCAAUGUGCUUCCAACUGACUUCACUGCUUUCAAGAAGCUCUGGGAAUGUGUGGGAGUUAAAAAAUGUUUUACUGUCAGCCAGUUUCUAACUGUACUGAAGAAAUUGCAUGCCCUCCAUGGAAACAACCCUCUUCCAGAUUCUGAUCUCAAAAUUUGCCUCACAAUAUUGCAUAGAGGGUAUGAUGUCAAAGAGAAAAUGCUGAGUGAUUGUUUCAUACCCAAUCAACAUAGCAUUUUAGAACCUGCAAGCAAGCUGUAUUACAAUGACAGUCCCUGGAUGCCAGUUGGUCCAGGAAUUACUUUGUGCCAUGAGAAAAUCCCACGUGUUGUAGCUUGCCAUCUUGGAAUACAAACAACCAGACAUCAAACUCUGCAAAAUCACUUAGUUGAAAACAUCUCACCAUUUCACUUUGAGUUUGAACAGCGAGAACAGCUGACCACCAGGAUCAAAAACAUCAUUGCAGCCUAUCCCUCAAAGAAGGAUAUUCUGAAAGAGCUUAUCCAAAAUGCUGAUGAUGCAGAGGCAACAGAAAUUCACUUUGUUUGGGACAGAAGAAAACAUGGCACAGAAAAAACAUUUGGGAAGAAAUGGAACCAACUGCAGGGUCCAGCACUAUGUGUCUACAACAACAAGGUAUUUUCUGAUGUGGAUCUUAAAGGCAUUCAGCAACUGGGUGAAGGUGGAAAGCACAGCAUUCCAUGGAAAACAGGAAAGUAUGGGAUUGGAUUCAACUCAGUUUACCAUCUCACAGAUUGCCCCUCAAUCCUAACUGGAGAUAAAUUACUGUGUAUUUCUGAUCCCAAUCAGAAGUACAUAGAAAAUGCAUCCAAAAAAUCACAAGCUGGUUGUGGUUACAAACUAUCUAAGGUUUUCAAAGAGACAUACAGUGAUGUCUACAAAUCAUUUCUUCCAGAUGCAUUUGCUCUUGAGGAGGGCACCAUGUUCAGAUUACCUCUAAGGAUGGGUACCAUGGCAAACAACUCCAAAAUAUCCAAUCAAGGAGUCACUGAACUUGACAUGCAAGAGUUGUCCUCAGCCCUUUGUGAAGACCCUGAAGGAUUGAUACUGUUCCUAAAAAACAUCCGGAAAAUGAAAUUCCAUGAUAUCGACCCAGUAACGGGGCAACUCAAAGACCUCUUUGUAGUUGAAAAAAGACUCACAGACAAGAGCAAUAACACACAAGUUUCUUUUCAGAAGUAUCUUCAAAGUACUUUGCAAUCUGACAGUCAAGUAACACCACACAAGGCUAUUUAUGAUAUCCAGAUUUCAACCUCUGACAGAAGACAAAGUGAGUGGAUCAUUGCAGAACAGUUUGGCUCAUUCAAGAGCAACACUGGAAGAGAAAUUGAAGAAUCAAACAGGGUUCCUCAGGCAUCGCUGGCUGCAUUUAUGAAUUGUAAGCCACACAGAAAGGAGGAAUUCAAUGGGGUAGCCUUUUGCUCACUCCCUCUGCCAGGCAAAACUGGACUUCCAGUACAUGUUAAUGGAAACUUUGAAGUAGAUUCUUCGAGGAAGAACCUCUGGAAAGCAGAUGGCCAGAGUUUGGAAACCAACUGGAACGACUCUUUAAAAAAGAAUAUCAUAGCGCCACUUUAUGCAGACCUUCUUCAUUAUAUUCGCCUCAACAUUCCUAACGUUAAAGUCACUUCAGUGCAUGUGGAUAACUUUCAUCUUGAUGGCUUUUACCUACGCUUUUUCCCUGUUGUAUCAAAAGAUGUUGACCAGCAUUGGCACAACAUGAUACAUGCUGUGUAUAGAUCAAUAGAAGAAAAAGCCAUUGAUGUUAUUCCGGUGUUGCAUAGCUCAACAAGGAAUAUUGCACAGCGGUCCAUUAAGGAAUUCUCUUUUAACUGGUGUAAUAUCAGAGAAACAGAGCCAACUACUGCACCUCACCUGCCAGACCCAAAGAUGAGUGGCGAUAUUAUUUGCAUUUUGGAGGAACUUGGAAUGAGAUUGGUUCCCAUUUCCAGUAAAAUGGAAAAAAUUUGGGCCAAUUUCAGACUGGCUGGUGUUGAAGUAAAACAUGGCAGUUCUUCAAAUGUAAGGGAUUUUCUAAAAGAAAAACCACUCAAUGACUCCAACCAAAUUGAUAGUGGGUUACCUUUGCCCAUCACCUGCACUCUGAUUAAAGAUGAGAUGAGAUGCUCCAAGCUCUUGAAGUUCUGCUUGGAAGAUGUAACCGAGGAUAAUUCCAGUUCAGUGAAUGGGCUUCCUCUUCUACUCACAAAAGAUAAAGUUCUCAGAGUGUUCCAUUCCAGCCUUCCCAAGAUGAUUUCAAGAUAUGAUAAUCUGUUCUUUGGAUUUGAAGAUAAGUUUGCCGAUUAUCUGACCAACCUAGAACAUAUGGAUGUUCUACAAGAUCUCAGCUUUCUCAGCAAUUUGACAAUUGUCAGUGCAGGACCACUUUUGGAAACUUUACCUCAGCAUCCUCUUGAUGUCUGUGAAGUUGAUCCAAUUUGCAACCUUCGUGUUCCAAGCGAGACCACGUUGAAGUGGCUGAAAGAACUUUGGAAAUUCAUUGUAAGUGAAGUAAAACCUGCCUUGUUCCUUGAAAGCAGUGACAAACAAGGUAUAAGUACUGUUAUGGAGAUCUUUUGUAACAAAGGUAUAUUACCUGUUAUGUGCCCAAGGUUAAACAACAAACCCUAUCUCCAAACAAUGAAGGACAUGGAAAGUGUUAUACUCUACAGCUCAGAAGAGGACAUAUCCAGCAUUCUUUUCAAACUUGGCUGCAUGAAACUAAACCUUUCAUUCUUCACUGAAGUGGGUACUCACAUACCUUUGCUUUUACAACCUGGACUUAUGAAUAUAAGUAGAAAAACGUGUGUGCUCAAUCAAGUCUGCAAACUGAAUCAUGCAGAGUUCCGCCACCUUUCUGACGAAGAAUUCACUGAGCUUCAGCAAUUUCUACAAUCUGGAGUAUCCACAUCCGAAGACAAACAAGAGUAUGAGAGAAAGCUCAAAUCCUUGCCAUUAUUUGAAACGAUACACAGUGAGCGAGUGAGCAUUGAUGGGCCCGGGCAGGUAUUUAUCCUUGACAUGAGCACAAACCCAAUAAAGACAUUUUCAGAUUUAUUCUCUUUGUGUGACAACCACAGCAUUUUUCUCAAAAGCAGUGCUGCGAACCACAACCUAUCAGAUAGUUUGGAGAUCCCAAUCCUAACUGAUAUAGACUAUUUCCUGAAGUUCCUUCUGCCUGUCCUAGACAAACUCACAGAGACACAGAUUCUGCAGUCCAUCAAAAUGUUUCUGAAUGCAAAACAGUCUCCAAAUUAUCAAAAGCAUCAGAAAACUAUUAUCUCUGCAAUGAAGCCUGUAAAAUUCAUCCGCAGUAUCCAUGGGGAUCUAGAGAAAGCAUCAUACUACUAUGAUGUAACUGUGGAAUUAUACAAGUUAAUGUUGCCUCAAGAGAAGUUUGUGCCUACACAAUUUUGGGAUAAGCUGUGUGGUGGUGAAAACAUGAUGGAUCAAGUAAAGACAUUGCUUCAAGAGCUUGGAAUGAAGCAUAAGGUCUCAAAAGAGGAGGUAAUACAGUUCGCAUAUCAAAUAGAAUCAGAGGCAAAACAGAAAUAUGGCCUUGAAGAGUUGAAAGUAAAAUCAUCAAAGCUGUUAAUAAGAGCUAUAAAAAUAGCAAGUGAUAAAGAAAGGCAAGCUCAAAACCUGCUGAAGAAUAUGGCUGACAUCAAGUUCAUUUUUCCGGUGAAAAUUAAAGAAGAACUGUGCAACUUUCACUCUCCAUUUGCAUCUGGGAUGACUACUGUUGCAAUCAGAGGAUCUUUGAUUCAAAGUGAUCCUAACAAUCAAAACCUCAUCUGGACCUCAAUGCCAAUCAUAGCUCUUUCAGUGCUCUCAACACAGAAGCACCAUCAAAUGGUGAAAGAUGCUGGAGCAUAUGAACAACCACCUCAACAGUGUGUCACUAGAAACAUGAGCAACAUCUGUCAGUUGCCCUGUCAAUCUGAUGACUUAAUCAAAACCCGUGCUGCUGUCUUCAGCAAUUGUUAUGCCUACCUACAAGGAGCAGAGUUCGACAGCCAACAUUUAACUGGCCUCCCAAUAGUGUUAGUUGAAAACGACUCAAAACUGGUGAAGGUUGAAGAGACAUCCCUUGGACUCCUCCAUGACUCCGAAUUCCGGCCUUACUUGUACAAAAUACCUGCAAAGUAUAUUAAAUUUGCUGAGUUCUUCAAGGCAAUAGGUGUCCAGGAAGAGCCUACUGCACUGCAGUACUGUAAUGUUCUUUCAGCAAUUUAUGCAGAUACCUGUGACAAACAAACACUGAACCCGAAUCAACUAAUAACUGUCAAGCGUGCUGUUGAACAGCUGUUCAAUCUCAACAAAGCUCAAGAAAACGAUUCAGUUAUCAAACUUCCAAAGAUUUUGCACUUCCCUUCUACAGAUGGUAGAUUAUAUUCCUCAACCACACUCUAUUACAAUGACACAGUGUUCCUGGCAAGCAGGUUGGAAGGAGCUUUGGAGGGGAAAUGGCUGAUGCUUGAAAAACUCAGCGCAUGUUAUUUGGGAAAUGACAUUUAUGAACACCGCCGACUGCUGCAGUUGCUACCUGAGGGUGUCCGACCAAGAAUGCUGUCCCACCACACUCGAGAGAAUGUGUUGGAAUCAAACAUACAGUUUUGUGAGCAUCAAGCGACAUGUGAAUUUAGUGGAUGGUUUGAAAACCAUCUCUCCUCAAGAGCCUUCAGGUAUGGGCUGAUCUGUCUUAUGAGGGAGCAAUCUCAGGGCAAGUUAACACUAGGAGAUGCAGAUGACAUGUGUCAGCAGACUUUUGGCUGCAUUCAGAUAGUCUGCUGUAAGAUUCUCGAAACAGAACUUUCUUUUGAUCAACAGCCAUUAAGCAACACCAGCUCUGAAACUGAGGUUUAUGUCAAAAAAGAACAAGAGGGUUGUAUCUUCUAUCUGAAACAUAGUGAUGAUAUCACAGCUCCUAAAGUGAUCAACAGUGUCUGCAUCACUCUAACUAAAGAGAUAAAUGCACUUUUAGGUUACAAGGUUGCAUCAGAUCACCUGACAAUUCUCGGGCAACUUCUUAUGUGUGACAGUUUGCUGGAGGUUCAGAACACCCUGGCUAGGCAUGGAAUUCUUGACAGCGCAAAAACUGACCACAUCCUUUUCAAUCCACCAAACCCUGGGACAGCCGUUACUGAAGAAUGGCAUGAUUUUCUAGAUAUGGACAUCCUCAAUAACUUUGAAGAGGGGGAGUAUGUUGGCUAUAUGGUCAAUGACGAGUACAUUCAUGCAGUUAUUAUCGCACAGCUGCCAGGACCUUCUGGACUAUAUUCACGCAAAUACAAAAUACAGAUCAGUCCAGAAGAAGUCAUUGAAGUCAGCUCUCUUGAUCUAUAUCAGUUUGUACGAGAAAAGAAGCCAAAACAAACAGAGAAGACUCACACCUCUGCUGAAGCAUCUUGUUGGGAGCUGGAGCCACGAACAGGCGUGGAGUCACAUGACUCAUCAUCAACAUCUACUACAAGCCCCUCAUCUGCAAGGCCCUCUUCUACAUUACCAGCAUCUCUUGAGGAAGCCAAAAAGGAAAUUGACAGAUGUUUGGCAGAAAUCUGGACUCUAUCUGAGGAAGAGAAACAAAAAGCUAUUAAACGAUUGUACCUGAAAUGGCACCCUGACAAAAACCCAGACUACGAACAGCUUGCCACAGAGGCAUUUAAGUACUUGAAGAACAGAAUUAAUGAGCUCACAAAUGGCAAAGGCGCAAAGUCUUCUUGCCCAGAGUCGAACACGAAUUUCAGAAACUUUUAUGAAAAGUGGAAUCAAGAGGCCAAUCGCCACAAACAAGGUCGUGAGAGAUUCUUUAGAGGCCAUCGUUCACAUAGUUAUAACUCUUGGAGAAAUUUCAGUAAUUUCCCAAAGCCUAACAGAGAGGAGGCCCAUCGCUGGUACAGACAAGCUCGCUGUGAUCUCACUGCAGCCUACAAAGACGCUGGUGGUGGGAGUACAGAGUGGUGUCUGUUCAAGAUCCAUCAAGCAGUAGAAAAGUCUCUCAUAGCUGCAGAAUACAAAAGAAAUGGUAAACGCCCCACCAGCUGCUCCAUUUCAUUCAUUGCCGCAAGAGUUUCAACCUACAACCCUCAGUUGAGCGGUUUGCCUCAAAUUGUGGAAAAUCUAAUCCUGCUUGGAGUGGAUGCCAAAAAGACUCAGUAUCCCAAUUUUCACCCAUCUCCUCAUAUUCCCAAUGAGCAGUUCAAGUCAGAGAGCGAAGUACAAGCACUGCAUUUGGCCUCAGAAAUCCUCAACAAAAUAGAGACGUAUGUCAACUAAGAUAAGUUUACCAACAUUUAUUGUUAACUGGCAUAUAAUGGCAUAUAAUGUUAUGACAUGAAAGCACAAACAAAAUGAAUCAAUUAUGGACCAGUAUAUAUAUUUUUUUUACAUUGAAAUUAUUGUAUUUUUUAAAGAACCUAGUUCAUUAAUUUUUCUAGGUUACUAUUUGUUGCUUUGUGCUAAAAGACCAACAUUUCACAAAGCAAAAAUGCCUUAUUAUAAAAGAGCAACAUGCGUUAAUUUUAGUUUUUUUAUUUGGAGAGUAUUUUGUUAAUGUAAAUGAGUAAAAUGGACCAUUUUUGGAUUGUACAAAAUUAGAUUUUUUUUUGUUCCUUUGUUGAAGUUGUACUCUGGUUUGGGUGGAAAAGGGGAAAUGAACAAUGAUCUGGAAAAUUACUUCUACAGAUGUUUCUCUGUUUGACAUUUUUUGUUGCUGAGAUAAUAACCACAUUUAAUUAAUCUAACCAUUCCUGUCUCAUAAUUUUCCAGCUACAACUUUAAUAUAGAUAAUAUUUUAAACGUUUUCACGUUUUUUGGUGGAGUGUGGAAACGAAGUAUCACAUUUUGUUGCGAAUUUACAGAGUGAAAAGUGUGACUUUUCAACAUUGACUCUCCCCAUUAUUCUCUUGCUGUUGUAAUGCAAAAUAUUUACAAGUCUGCAGAUGCACAGGAUAAAUAGUCAUGAGCAUUGGGAUUAAUCAUUUAAAUGUUCACCGUACCUACAUUGUGUAUGUAUGUAGUACACAUUUAUAUAGAUCAAGGCCUGUAUUUGCCUAGUUUGUAUUGUACCAAUAACAGAAACAAUCUUAUAUCACUCAUCUUGGAUUAAAUACCUUAGUAUGAGUUCUGUGUUCUAAUAACAGUUAUGGCUGUAUUGUUCAAACAACUAAUAAAUACUUUUCUU
Lampris incognitus (smalleye Pacific opah) is the source of this 13926-nucleotide messenger RNA. RefSeq names its product sacsin (gene sacs2). The record is from RefSeq and is a predicted model, not a curated record. Lineage: Eukaryota; Metazoa; Chordata; Actinopteri; Lampriformes; Lampridae. The transcript is spliced from 8 exons. Bases 165 to 13019 code for a protein of 4284 amino acids.